Lepus europaeus (European hare) is the source of this 6704-nucleotide messenger RNA. RefSeq names its product MAF bZIP transcription factor K (gene MAFK). The transcript is spliced from 3 exons. The record is from RefSeq and is a predicted model, not a curated record. Gene Ontology annotation, molecular function: DNA-binding transcription factor activity, RNA polymerase II-specific; RNA polymerase II cis-regulatory region sequence-specific DNA binding. NCBI's taxonomy places the organism in Eukaryota, Metazoa, Chordata, Mammalia, Lagomorpha, Leporidae. Gene Ontology annotation, biological process: regulation of transcription by RNA polymerase II. Gene Ontology annotation, cellular component: nucleus. The coding region runs from base 4427 to 4894 and encodes 155 amino acids.
GGCUUGGCUGGGGAGGACCUCCUGGUGCGAAUGCCCAGGGGCCCUGCCCGGAGGACCCGGCCCGCGGUAGCACGGUCAUGAAGGCAGCCCCGGGGCCAGGGUCCCAGGGAGCGCCCGGGACGGCGGGAGUCGGUUUAGAGCCUGGGGCGAAGCGGACCCAGAAGAAGCCGUGCCUGUUGGCGGCCCGGCGGCUCCGGGUCUAAAGGUUCCUGGAGUGGACGUUCUGGGUUCCGGGUGCAGUCCGCACGGGAAGUGGCGAUCGGGCCAGCUGGGAGCGCUCUCCCGGGCUGUAAACAGUGACUCACGCGCUCCGUCGCCUGGAUGGGAGGCGCCGCUCCCGCACGCACGGGGGCUGCAGGAAGCGGGAAGUUAUCUGACAGUGCAGGGCAGGUGGGGGUGGGGCGCCACCCCGGGCCGCGGGGUCCCCUGCCCCCUGCCUGGCUCGCCCGCCGGCUCAGCUCCGUGGGGUCUUGGGGGAGAGCAGGUGCCUCCCACGAGGAAGGUAGUGGGGAGAACCUUCUGGAAGAAGCAGCGUUGGGGGAGGGCUGGGUGCCCGGUGCACCUGGGAGCUGUCAGGAGCGAAAGGUAGAGGCCAGGGACGGUGACAGGGACCCACCCACGUGCACCUCAGGGCUGCGGCCGAGCAGGGGCAGCUGCCCCUUGGGGGCGAGGUCAUCGAGCUGGGUCAGCACAGACAGGGGAGAGAGCCCGGGGUCAGGGUGAGGGCGAGGCUGUGCGGUGCAGCGGGUGGGGUGGGGUGCUGUUACCUGAGCUGAGGCGGGCCGGGUCUGUGGGCUUUCCCAGGGCUCGUCCCCGGCUGACCGCGGAGCUUGGGGCCUUGCUGAAGCGCCUGGGUGGCCGGCAGAGGGCCGGCUCCGUGAGCGGGGCUGUGUCAGCCUCACCCUGGCUCACCUCUGGGCAUAGCAGCUUCCUCAGCCCAGACGCAAGGCCACCGGACAUCCUACAGGCCUGUGGCUGCCGGUGGGGGGCACUGUGGGCACCUCCCACCUGCCCGCCGAGGGGCCAUGUCCCGGCCAGGCUGGGGUGCUGGGGGACACUGUGGGCACCUCCCACCUGCCCGCCGAGGGGCCAUGUCCCGGCCAGGCUGGGGUGCUGGGGGACACUGUGGGCACCUCCCACCUGCCCGCCGAGGGGCCAUGUCCCGGCCAGGCUGGGGUGCUGGGGGGGUAUGGUGGGCACCUCCCACCUGCCUGCAGAGGGACUGUGUCCAGGGCCAGGCCGGGUGCUGGGGGGCACCGUGGACACGUCCCACCUGCCCGCAGAGGGGCCGUGUCCAGGGCCAGGCUGGGUGCUGGGGGGCACCGUGGACACGUCCCACCUGCCCGCAGAGGGGCCGUGUCCAGGGCCAGGCUGGGUGCUGGGGGGCACCGUGGACACGUCCCACCUGCCCGCAGAGGGGCCGUGUCCAGGGCCAGGCUGGGUGCUGGGGGGCACCGUGGACACGUCCCACCUGCCCGCAGAGGGGCCGUGUCCAGGGCCAGGCUGGGUGCUGGGGGCACCGUGGACACAUCCCACCUGCCCGCAGAGGGGCCGUGUCCAGGGCGGGGGCAGAGGUUGUCUGCUGUGGGGCCUGGUCUUCAGUGGGGUGGGAGUCAGCGUGUCUGUGGCCCCAGCUGUGGCUGCGAUUGGCUGACGUGUUUAUUUGACAAGUGUCUGUGGCCCCAGCUUCCGCGCCGGGGCGGCCACAUCCUCCGUGUGUGGAUUUGCAUGUCACGGUAGCUGCCUGGGUCUUGACUGUGGCUCCCGGCAGAAGUCUGCCCGGCUGUCCUCCCGUCCCGCCUCCUCGCCCCCCACUGGACGCCCCCGGGCAGGACGGGGCAGAUGGGACCGGGUGUGGGUCGCAGCCCAGAACCAGAGCCAGAGCUUCGGCAGCAGGAGAGAGAAAGGGUGUAGCCGGUCACUGAUGAGGGAGGCUUGGAGCCCUGUGCGGCUUGGGGACUCCCGGGGACAAGAGCAGCCGGGGACCUGAGUGCUGGCCUCUGCGGACCGGGGCCCCUGCCCCCAGGAGCCCCCGGCCGCAUCCCCGUGUCCCUGCACCUGCCCAGGCCUCUCUGCCGCGGCCCCAGGCGGGCACCGGCACAUCCUUUGAGAGGAAGCCACCCUUCCUGUGGCGCGGGGGCUGGAUCGCUCACGAGAGUUGCUGGCUAUGGGUUUAAAACCCACGCGGGAGUCGCCCGACAGGUGUUGUGAGUCUGCGGUGCCAGUGCCGGUGCCGGCCAGGUUCCGGGCGGGCGUCGCCCGUCCCCGAGGUCCUCACACACGUGGUGGCCGGGGCGGGACCUGGCCUGGCCUCGGUGCUGGCGUCCCGGUGGCUUUUCUGAGAUUUUGAGGCGCUCGGGUGCCGGGGUGGGGGUGGCGCUGCCGAGGGGUGCCUUGGCCGGCUGGGGUGCUGGCCUGGGCGGGAGCAGGUCCGUCUGGGCUGGGCCCCCUGCAGCCCCUCGCCCCAGCUCUGCCUGAGGUGGGAUGGUGUACGAGGCCCCGCGCGGAACGUUCGUUUCCGAGUCAGUGCUGUUGCAACCUUGCAGGUGCGAAGCUCUUCCCAGAACUGUGUUCCGGAACCCUGCUGCCCUGUUUCUCACCUCUCAUGUUUGAAGCAGCCUUGGGCAUACGGGGCUCACGAAGGGAGUGCCCCACCCAGGCCGCACCCUGCCCCCGGCACCAGGUCGAAGGGCAGCAGGCUGAGCUGUGCCCAUCCAGGCCUGGCCUGGGCUGGGGCCAGGGUCCAGGCGCCCCGGAGCUCUGACCCACCUAAGGAAGUGGCGGCGGGAGUGCUGUGACGAGCGUCUCCUGCCGGGGGAGGGCCCCAGGACAGGUGCACCCCAGGGUGCUGGGCGCUCUAGAGAGGCAUAGGCGUGGUCCGGGAGCCCCGUCAUUGCCCACGGGCCCUGGCAGUUCUGGGAGCCGGGUGGGACCCUGGGCUCUUGAUUGCGUCCCCUGGGUUUUCAGAGGCAGAAGCGAGGACCCUCGGUGGGGUCGGGAGGGUCCUAUGUGUGGUCUGCAGCCACCCUGGGCGUGGUGGGAGGCGUGUGGGUCCCUCGUGUGUGCACGCCUCGCUCCCCGUGCUCCUGUUGUCGUCCUUGGAACAGUUCCCAAGGGCAAGAGCAGGUCUGGGGUCCUCGCCCUGGACCCGGCAGGGUCUCAUGCACUGGUCUGGAGGUCCUGGGGCCCAGGGCGAGGCGGGCCCAGUGGGCUCAGAGUUGGUGCAUGGUCCCUGUGCCAGGCUUGGGUCUCUAGGGUCGGCUCCUGUUGCCGGAUGUGCCCGACCUUGACCUCAUGGAGGUGGGGGUCCCCUGGGGGGGCGGAGCCCCAUCCUGCGCACCCUGGCUGCUGCUGGGAAGUUUCCCGGAAGGAGCCGGCUGAGCUUGGUGCCUGCUGGACGCCCCUCUCAGGCCCUCCCUCCUCUGGUGGGCGGCGUGGGGCGUGGUGAGCAGCGCAGGCCGGUCUGUGUGGGGUGGGAGGGGCCUGGCUGUGGGAAUGUGAGCCGGCUCUGUAAACAGCGGGUGACUCACCGCAUAGCUAUGUCACUGGCGGGGAGAUACGCGGCCCCUCCUCCCUCUCCCGGCCGGACUGGAAAAGUUUCCAGGGCUCACCAGGCUCCUCAGGUGCCACACGCAUGGUGGCCUCUGCAGUGCCCUGGGUGGGGGUGGGGGCUGUGUGCUGGGGGUCAGGUCUCUGGGCGCCGCCAGCACCGCCUGCCUGUCUCAGGCUCCCGCGCGGCCAGGUGAGGGUGCUCGGGCCCUGCAGGUGCACCUCGGCGCCCGUGGGAGUGGCUGGGUCCUGUGUCUGCGUGGGGGCUGUGGAGACCAGCAGGGGCCUCCCUCAGAGGCGGAGCCGGGCGGGCAUGGAAGGAGCCGUGCCCCAGAGCUCAGCUGUCCCACUGGGGGUCCGGGGGUCCCGGGGUCUCUGUCCUACACCUGAGGCCCCCGCUGCCCUCGCCCCUGUCUGCCUCUGGACUCUCCUCUGGCAUCUAGUGCGGGAGGGCUGGGGGCGGGGUGGAGGGCCGUGGGCCCACCCUGUCCGGUCUCUUGGGUGAAUGGGCUUGUUUACCGUCUGAUGUCUUCCCGGGCCUGACCCAAGUCAGGAUUGCUUUUGGGCUUCUCCGUUUCCAUGACGACUGUGGGGGCUGGCUGGUCCCAAGGUCGCCAUGGCAACUAUCGGAGGGGAAUCAUGCUUGGGAUGCUCCGGCUGGUUGUUCGUGAAUGAUUAGAAUGUGUGACACAGCCCGGAGCAGGGGCAGGCGGGCGGCUCGUCCGGCGGCCCCGCGCCCACCUGCUGCUGGCUGGGACCCCCGCCCCCGUGGCCGCACACGGGACAGCCUGGGUGCAGGUGGUGAUGUCACAGCUGCAGUGCCCUUCUCCACGCUACGGUUUCCCGGCAGCUCUGUCCUGGUGACCGUGCCCAGGUUAUGACGACUAAUCCCAAACCAAACAAGGCACUAAAGGUCAAGAAGGAGGCGGGCGAGAAUGCCCCGGUGCUCAGUGACGACGAGCUGGUGACCAUGUCCGUGCGGGAGCUGAACCAGCACCUGCGGGGCCUCACCAAGGAGGAGGUGACGCGCCUGAAGCAGCGCCGGCGCACGCUCAAGAACCGCGGCUACGCCGCCAGCUGCCGCAUCAAGCGGGUGACGCAGAAGGAGGAGCUGGAGCGGCAGCGCGUGGAGCUGCAGCAGGAGGUGGAGAAGCUGGCGCGCGAGAACAGCAGCAUGCGGCUGGAGCUCGACGCCCUGCGCGCCAAGUACGAGGCCCUGCAGAGCUUCGCGCACACCGUGGCCCGCGGGCCCGUGGCGCCCACCAAGGUGGCCACCACCAGCGUCAUCACCAUCGUCAAGUCGGCCGAGCUCGCCGCCUCCGUGCCCUUCUCGGCCGCGUCCUAGUGCCCGUGGGGCGCCCCGCCUGGACACGGACGGGCGCCCGGGGCUGCAGGCGCGGGCCGAGGAGUAGGCUCUUGUGAGCUGAGCGCCGCACGCCACCCCACACGCGCACACGCGUGCACACACGCCCUCACACGCCCGUCCCUUCUCCCCAGCCGCGUCUCGUGCCCGUGAGAGUCAGGAUGGACGGAGGGAGGGUCCUCAGAGGGCCCCACCGUCCCCCGCAGGGGCUGCCACAGGGGCGGCCCCAGGAGUCAGAGCCGGGCGGUAGGGUGCCCGUCUUCCAUGCCUCCGACAAGUGGUCCGUCCAUGCCUGUCCUGCCGCAGCCCGCACCUCCCAGCCCCGAUGGCUCGGGCCCCCAGGGGCAGGUGGGGGCAGCUGUGGCCCUGGCAUGCCCCGUGGAGGAGAUACAGGGAGGCUGCCUGAGCAGCUGGUGUGUGCGUGGGGGGCUAAGUACACAUGCAGGCACACACACGUGUGCAGGUGUGCCGCCCCAGGGGUUCUCGGAGGAGCAGCUUGUUGGGUGGAGAGUGGGUCCCAGGCCCGGUCCCCACCAGCUGUGCUGCGCUGCGCAGGGCAGAACGUGCAGGUGCCUUGGGGGCUGGAGGGAGGGGAGAGGGAAGGGAGAGGAGGCAGGAGCAGCGAGGCCGGAGCCUGGAGCGGGCCCGGGACACAGCACGGCGUGGUCUGGUGGCCCAGGUGCUGUGGCAGGGGGUGGUGGGCACUGGGCAGGAGAGCCAUGUGGACGCGCCCCCCACCGGGUCCGCUGUCAGGAGGGGGCACACCCCUGGUGCUUCACUGUGGCCUGGAGCCUUAACCGGAGCCACCGGUGGUCCUGGGGAGCCUUCCUGGGCUUCCUCUCCGUGGACGCCCCGGGGCCCCAUCCAGGCGAGCGGGCGGCAUGAGAGCCCCGAGCUCUGACACCCAGAGGCCACCACACGGGACGGGCAGGGGCAGCCCUUGGGGCCCCAGCUUCCGCCUCCCGGUGAGGUCCCGGGCCAGGGGCCAGGUGGGCAGGAGGAGGUGAGGUGAGCCCCGGGGGCUGUGCGCAGCUCCACACCUGCUGUUGGAAGCAGUCCGCGUGCAGCUCCCCCUGCCGUGCCCAGGGCCCCUCAGAGCAGACGGCCGGGCCAGGUGUUUCUAAAAACAGCUGUUGAUACCAUAGCCAUGGUAGGUAAUCCAUAUUGGAUAUCAGUAAGGACCAUGGGAGAUAUUUAAAAAGAGAAAGAAGAGAUAUAUAUCUAUAGAGUUACGCACGUUUUAUCGCACAGAUUCCGUAACGCCUUCCUUCCCAUUGUAUACUGUAAGUCUUCGCUGGGGCAGAGCUGCAAGGGGCUCGGGGGCUGGGGUCCCGCCUGCCCCGCCCCCACCCCGGUGUCCCUCGGGCACACGGGCGGCGGGCAGGCCCCUUCUGCCUGCCUAGCAGGGCGUUGCGGUCUCACCGUCACGGUUUCAUACAUGGGUUUUUUAUUUAAGCAGAAGGACAAGGACCUCUGUCGGGGGUUCGUUUUCGGUCUCCCUCGGACAGGGCGCCCACCCGCGCCAGCUUGCCCGGCUGCGUCUUCCCGGCAGGCUCAUUUCAAUAUUUAUUUUUGUGCCGUCACCACCACGACCACCGAGACGCGGCCACAUGCGGAGGGCCCGCCCCGCCCCUCGCGGCCCCCCUAAUUUAUUGCUGGACAUCUCCCCGCUUCACCCCACGACAAUAAAAGUCCUGGUUCAGAGCCUUCCCGCCUGCGCUUGGUGCUUUGCCACACCCACCCCAGGACCGUGGCCCCCACAAGAGUGGGCUUCCUCUGGUCAGCCGGGACC